Diprion similis is the source of this 1840-nucleotide messenger RNA. It is a transcript of the gene Hat1, whose product is annotated as histone acetyltransferase type B catalytic subunit. The coding region runs from base 165 to 1391 and encodes 408 amino acids. The record is from RefSeq and is a predicted model, not a curated record. Lineage: Eukaryota; Metazoa; Arthropoda; Insecta; Hymenoptera; Diprionidae. The transcript is spliced from 7 exons. Gene Ontology annotation, cellular component: nucleus. Gene Ontology annotation, molecular function: histone binding; histone H4 acetyltransferase activity. Gene Ontology annotation, biological process: subtelomeric heterochromatin formation.
AAUGGAGAGGUUUGCGAUUUUAUGAAAUGGUUGUUGAAGAUAGAUCAUUUGGCGGGAAGCCGAUCUUGGUUCUCUAAUUACGUUCUCUUGAGCGGCGAGUCCACGUUCUCUAUAGUUUUAUUGUGAAUUUCUAGAGAAGCAGGUACAUCAAAGGUUCAGAUAAAAUGGAGGAUGCUACAACCGCACGUCUCAAGAGUCUAAUAAUCAGUAGCAAUGAUGCAUUGGAAUUCAAAUUAAUAAGAAAUCCCGAUGAUGUGGAUGAUGACAAACUCAUUUUCAAGCCUGAGAUGUCUCAUCAAGUUUUCGGCGACAGUGAAAACAUAUUUGGGUACCGAGACUUGCGCAUCAAACUGUACUACUCGGCUGGCUGUUUGGAAACCUACUUAGGAAUGACGUAUUCCGAAAAAGCUGAUCACACGUUAUGUGAAGGUGUAGAAGCUGAUGAAGUUUUACCCAAAGUCAGUGAGAAGUUGGCUCCAAAAGUUCACAGCAGCAUGGAUUCGUUUAUUGCAGCACUUAAAAAUGAUGAAACUUUUAUACCACACGGAACCUUGAUUCACUCGUUUUCAAUAAAUGAUAAAGACAAGGGCGUCAGAUAUUUUGAAGUUUACAAAGCAGAUAUGAGCUGUAAAGGCUUUAAGGAGUACCACGAGCGUCUACAAACAUUUCUACUUUGGUAUAUAGAUGCCGCUAGUUUUAUCGACAUUGAUGAUGACCAAUGGCAUUACUUUAACAUAUUUGAGAAGUACACUCCUACCGUGGGAUCGCAUCGGUAUGCGACUGUUGGUUUUGCAACGGUUUAUCAGUAUUAUGCCUAUCCGCAUCAUGCGAGACCUCGAAUUGCCCAAGUUCUUGUUCUUCCACCGUUUCAAGGGCUUGGUAUAGGGGCUCAGCUUCUUUCUGCCAUUUACAGAGAGUACAUUGGACGAAGCGAAGUCAAAGAUAUUACAGUUGAGGAUCCAUCUAUAACCUUCCAACGUGUACGCGAUUUUGUCGAUGCUCAAAAUUGUAAAACUUUAGAGAGUUUCAGCAAAAGCAAUCUGUUACAGGGAUUUAAUAAAAACAUGGCUGCAGAAGCUAGUAUAAAAUUCAAAAUAAACAAGAAACAAGCUCGCAGAGUCUAUGAAAUACUGAGAUUACGUGUUACCGAUGUGUCUAACGAGCAGGAAUACCAAGCAUAUCGGUUGGAUGUUAAAAGAAGAUUAAAUGUUCCAUUUCAACGUGAGCAAAAAAACUUCAAGAAAUUACAAAGAGCUUUAAAAUCCGUAGAAGGAAGCACUGUAAUUGAUAGUCCAUCUCCCGAACAGAGGAUGCAAAUUCUUGAUAAACAGUAUAGGCUUCUGGAACAAGACUACAAAAAAGUGAUAGGAAGAAUUGAAGCCUCUCCUUAGCUUUGAAUUGUAAUAGAACAUGGUAUAAGACUACGAGUACAAAAUUCUAAAGAACAAGUCAAAAAAUACAAAGCAUAUAUUUGGCUCUAUGCGGAUUCAUGCAGCAAGACGAUUCACUCGUUCAACUUUCUGCGCGUUUGUAAUUUCUAUUGUGUCGUUACAGUCUGUUUACCUGAUAGUAUGUCACAAAACCUUAUCAUUGUUCUAUUUGGCCAAUACUACGCAGUAACCUGUUAAUCGCCGGCGUGUAUUGUUCUUAAUCAAUUGUACAGAACAAUUUUCGGUUAAUUGGCAACUAUUUGAGAUUUUCGUAUGCAUUAUUUCUCUUUGUGAUACUUUAUUAUUACUUACUAUUUUUCUACACUUUUUUUUCGCAAGUGAAUUCGUAACAUUUGCAUACUUAUGUACGUGAAAGUGUGUCAACGAUUGAUUAAAGCUGUUUCGAAAAU